This is a messenger RNA of Seriola aureovittata, 1400 nucleotides long. RefSeq lists its product as uncharacterized. The coding region runs from base 153 to 1025 and encodes 290 amino acids. NCBI's taxonomy places the organism in Eukaryota, Metazoa, Chordata, Actinopteri, Carangiformes, Carangidae. Gene Ontology annotation, molecular function: oxidoreductase activity. The record is from RefSeq and is a predicted model, not a curated record. The transcript has 8 exons.
UUCCGACGGAGACAUAUCUUCGCUGUCCCCAGAGAUGCUAAUCCCUUUAGAUUGGAAAGAAGAGAAACUUCAAAAUCAAAAACCCACAACUUUAAAGUCCAUACUAAUCUCAGCAAAGCUCAGGUUUCUCAUCACUGCGUAAUAAGAGGAAAAUGUCCUUUGAACCGGUGCUGAGUUGUCCCACAGUCCCACUUUCCAAUGGUUUGCAGAUACCGAUAGUUGGAUUAGGUGCGUUGUACUUUGGCACAUCACAUUAUGGCGGAUACUCCCAUGAUUCCAUUAUGUACGCACUCACUGAGUGUGGUGUACGCCACAUUGACACGGCAAAGCGCUACAGCUGUGAGGAGAAACUGGGUAAAGCUAUCCGAGAAAGUGGAGUAGUGCGAAGUGAUCUAUGGCUCACCAAUAAACUGUGGCCAGGAGACUACACAUACAAAGCUGCAAAGAAGGCCUGCCUUGACUCCUGCUCACUGAUGGGGGUGGAAUAUUUUGAUCUGUACCUCAUGCAUUGGCCAGAGUCAUCACAACCCCAUUGUUCUAACAGGGAGAUGAGAGCUGACACCUGGAGAGCUUUGGAAGAACUUUACAAAGAAGGGGUGUGCCGUGCUAUUGGAGUGAGCAACUUUCUGAUCCACCACCUGGAGCAGUUAAAGGAAGACAGUAGUGUGAUACCACACGUUAACCAGGUAGAGUACCAUCCUUUCCAGCAGCCCAAUCACCUGAUGGAGUACUGUCGUCAGGAAGGUAUCGUGUUUGAGGGGUACAGUCCGCUGGCCAAGGGUCAAGUCCUCAGUAAUCCCACUGUUCUCCAGAUAGCAGAAAAGCACAGAUGUACACCUGCUCAGAUCUGUAUCCGCUGGAGUAUUCAGAAUGGAGUUGUCACAAUACCAAAAUCCAUCAAAAAGAAGAGGAUACAAGAAAACUGUCAAGUGUUUGGGUUCCAGCUGGAGGGGGCGGACAUGGCCGCAUUGGGAAGACUGCAUGAUGGAAGACACGUUACUUGGGAUCCAACAAAUGUGGGAUAAGAAUAUACAAAAAACAAAAGAAAAGAAAACACAAUGUGUUUUUCCUGGAACUAAUUUAGUCAGAAAACAGCUGGCUUAAGAACUAAUUUUGAGAUUGUAAUAAGGUUUUAAUUAGUUCUUUGUUCAUUAUCUUUAGGUGUCAGUUUGCCUGAGGAGGGGACUCAACUAUGAUGUGAAGUUCAUUCAUUUCAACUGCCUCUUGUGGAAAAGCACACAAGUGCUUAAAUUCUCAAGUGCCUUACUUUAUAGAGACUCCUACUUUUUACAUUAAGCAAUAGAUGGUGCUACAAUCAUAAGUAAAACAGGAAAGUAUUUAUGAUGACUUUUGUAAAAAAAAGAAUAAUUUCUAAAUAAAUAUUUGCCUUUGCAGAAAGA